Penicillium angulare is the source of this 1620-nucleotide messenger RNA. Its product is annotated as putative MFS alpha-glucoside transporter. The coding region runs from base 1 to 1620 and encodes 539 amino acids. The transcript has a single exon. Gene Ontology annotation, cellular component: membrane. Gene Ontology annotation, molecular function: carbohydrate:proton symporter activity. The record is from RefSeq and is a predicted model, not a curated record. NCBI's taxonomy places the organism in Eukaryota, Fungi, Ascomycota, Eurotiomycetes, Eurotiales, Aspergillaceae. Gene Ontology annotation, biological process: carbohydrate transport; transmembrane transport.
AUGGCCGAGCAUCAGGAAGACGUUGCCGAUAAAACCACCACUACUGUGAUUGACAACAAAGACGAAGAGAAAUAUGCUUCUGCCGUCGACACCUUGAAGGGAGCUCAGAGAGCGACCGAUGAUGAACAUGAAAUGACUCUUCGUGAGGGUAUUCGCAAGUACCCCAAAGCGGUGUUUUGGUCAGUUUUGUUCUCGAUGGCUUUGAUCAUGGAAGGAUUCGAUCAUGCAUUCGUCAGCGGUUUCUUUGCGUUCCCUGCCUUUCAAAAACGAUAUGGCGAGCUGCAGAGCGACGGCUCUUACCAGAUUCCUGCCGAUAUACAGUCUGGUAUUAGCAACGGUGUCAAUGCAGGUGAAAUCAUUGGUCUAUUGAUUAAUGGUCUUGUCGCUGACUGGAUUGGCUAUCGUUGGGUCAUGAUGGUCUGUCUUACUCUCAUGAUGGCCUUUAUCUUUCUUCAAUUCUUCGCUACUAGUAUCUAUAUGUACAUGGGAGCUGAAAUCCUACUGGGAGUACCAUGGGGUGUUUUCCAAACUUUGUCAACCACAUAUGCGGCCGAGGUAUGCCCCAAUGUACUUCGACCGUAUCUCACAAUGUUGGUGUCGCUUUGCUGGAGUAUUGGCUAUCUUCUUGGCACUGGCGUGCUGCGUGCGUUUCUGUCAUCAACUGGACAGUGGGCCUACCGCAUCCCGUUUGCUCUUCAAUGGGUUCUACCUAUUCCUCUCGCCGUUGGUAUCUUCUUCGCACCCGAGUCACCAUGGUGGCUUACUCGCAAAGGUCGCACCGAAGAUGUACGCAAGGCACUACAUCGUCUACGCUCGAAAGACAGCUCGGAAGCCGAAAUUGAGGACACGAUCGCUAUGAUGGAGCAUACAGUCAAAAUGGAAAAUGAGAUGAAGGCAUCUAGUUCAUACUGGGAUCUAUUCAAGGGUGAUAAUCUGCGUCGCACGGAGAUCACGGUGUUCACUUAUCUCAUCCAAGAGCUCUGCGCCCCACUAGUCUCCUACAUUGUGUACUUUCUGGAACAAGCUGGGCUCACCUCAGCAGCCUCCUUUGACUUCGGCAUGGGAGAAUACGCACUAGCCAUUAUUGGUGUGUUUAUUGCAUGGUAUUUGGUUCCGAAGACUGGCCGUCGAACACUGCUACUCACCGGUACGGCAUUCAUAACAUUGACAACUUUCCUUGUUGGCUUCCUAGGAAUUCCAAGCAUCAGUACCCAUCCAAACAUUGGCUACGGAAUUGGCAGCAUUCUUCUGAUUCAAUAUUUUGUUCUUUUCAUCACAAUCGGUCCGAUCAUCUACACCAUCGUCACGGAGAUCCCAUCCGGCUUCGUUCGCACCAAAAGUGUCGCUCUCGCCCGUGCAGUCUAUAAUGUUGGUGUUCUUGUUUAUGGCCAGCUCAUUCCGCACAUGGUUCAAAACGCCGCUUGGGAUUGGGGAGCAAAGAGUGGAUUCUUCUGUGGAGGUAUCAUGGGUAUUGGUUUUAUCUGGGCUUAUUUCCGCCUUCCGGAGACCAAGAACCGAACAUUCGCUGAAAUGGAUAUUCUUUUCAAGAACAAGGUUCCGGCGAGAGACUUCAAAAAGAAGAAGGUCGAUAUUAUCUCCGAAACUGUAUCAGACGAAUAA